UCUUUUGACCUUUACUGUGAACAUUUUGUCCCUCUGUGAGCGCUGAGCUUUCCUCCCCCAUUCUGAUCUCGCAUCUCCAAUUGGUUCUAAUCUCAAUGCGCCUUAGAGGCCUUCUCAGCCUAUCCAGCCCUACGACGCGACGCGAGGGUCUUCUUCGAUCGAGCAGCCCCACGGCUCGGAACAGUCCGUGUUCAGCUGGCAGCGAGUGUGGAAGUGAUUUUCCGUUGCACCUUGUACCUACCUACCUACCUACCUACAGCGUACCAUUUUCGCGCGAUUUUCGAGGUGACGACGACUUUGGAAAAUAUCCGCUUGGGUGGACACCAGCCAAUAAGUGAAGUGCCAGUUAGUUAGUUAAGCCGUCCAGUUUGAGGGACUCGAAAUCGAAACCACCGAAUAAAGGUGUUUGCAUCAGUUCAGCGGUGGAUCGAAGACGACGUGGACGCGCGGUGGCGACUUCUUCGGUGGAGGUCGUUGUGUAAUAAAUGGCACAGCUGCGGCAGCCGCGACGGCGGCUUAGUGAAAUAUAACAUCGCGCAAAUAGGAAUAAAUUAAGGUUUUUCUUUAAUUGUUAGCUGGUAAACGCUGCUUCUACGUACGUUGAUCGAAGUACUUUUGUGGAAUGUGAAAGGUUGUGCACAGUAUGUGAGGAAGAGUUUUUCGAAAAAAAUUCAAAAUUAGUUCACCAAUAACGCACAAGCGUCCUAACUGUUAAGCCCCCAAAUAGUGCGCCAAAACAUCUGUUUCAUAAUAGAAAAAGAUUGACAAUCGUCGGAAGGAGAUAAAACAACCAAGAUUACCGAAGAGUAACCCAAAAAACCAGCACAUAACAGAACAUCCCGAACACCUGAAACUGUAUUGUGUAAUGUGCGUCUGACAAUGUCGCGAGUGGUUUGAGCACAGGCGCGAAGAGAACUCCGACUAAAAUUGUAGGAAAUUACGGCUUUAAUUGAAUAGAGGAAAAACAGUUCGGAUGUGAAUCGCGCCAAAGAACGAGAAUAACAACGGCAGAAGGGUGGUGGUGAGAGCGCAACACUUCAGACAACACAAUCUCUAGCUGCGGCAGUUCUUGAUCCAGUUGUUAGCGGCUGCGGCGGCGGCGGCGGCGGAAGAAAGCACUGAGUACCUCAAAAGAUCCGUCACGGUGGGAAGGAAUUGUAGGUUGUCACCACACAUUUUACGGGCGCGCGCGAUGGACUGUUUCAACGGCGGCGGGAUUUGAUGGAUGGUUAUAGUGUAAAGUGAUCUGUCGCGGUGGCUUAUUUUCAUGCGAAGGAGGAAAAAUAGCAACAUUCUUGGAGGGUAGUGAAGUGCGAAAUAAAAAACUUAUUGAGGUUAACCUUUCAAAGUGGUGACACGAAGAAAGACUUGUGCUGUAGAGGUUAACACAAUGAAGAUGAAGGAAAGGUUACGUCACGUCGGGUGGUAUGCUUUCGUCAUAGCGGCAGCACAGACAAUUGUCUUCACGCAAUCGGCGGACAGUGGCAGUUCAAGUGCGACCACGGCAGUUCCUGUGAGUUUCCAAAACAGCAUCAGCAAUGGCACCUACUACAGCACACAUGCCCUCACAUCAGCGGUCACGGCACCAGAAGCCCUGACGACCGCCAACCGAGGGUCCAUCUCGUCGACGGUGGCGCCAAAAGUCCAACGAAAACGUGGCAGCUCCGGCAAAAAAAGUAUCGUCGUCAGCCAGCCCAUUGACACCGUGAACAGCUCGCGCGAAUCUCUGUCCCACGAGGGCAGCGAACCGGUGGUGUACGUGUCGGACACCGCAGGAUAUAUUCCCUUAACGUCGCUGCAAGCUGCCACCCACCAACGAUUGCCGCCCGCCUAUGGAAGUGAUAUUGAUCCUGCGUGGCGGCCAGAUCCCUGGGACCGGGACUACAACCGACGGCAUCGGUUCAAUAAUACGAGAGUUCAACAUAUUGAAGCCGAAUGUCAGGAUGACUACAUGAAAAUUAGAAUUGGUUUCAACGGUUCUUUCAGCGGACUGUUAUAUUCUUCUGGCUACGCUUACGACCCGGACUGUAUGUACAUCAAUGGAUCCGGUCGGGACUAUUACGAAUUUCUGAUCCAGUUGAACCGAUGCGGCACGCUUGGGAAGAAUGCUAACGGCGACGAUAGUCGCAAAAAUCCUACGAAAAACUUCAUGUGGAAUACGGUGACGGUGCAGUACAAUCCGCUGAUCGAAGAAGAGUUCGAUGAGCAUUUUAAGGUCACUUGCGAGUAUGGGUAUGACUUUUGGAAAACCGUAACCUUUCCGUUUCUCGACGUUGAAGUUGCCACCGGAAAUCCCGUAGUGUUCACGUUGAGCCCUCCAGAAUGUUACAUGGAAAUCCGAAACGGAUACGGAACUAACGGGGCACGAGUGACCGGUCCGGUACGAGUUGGUGAUCCGUUGACGUUGAUCAUUUACAUGAGAAGCAAAUAUGAUGGAUUCGAUAUUGUGGUGAAUGAUUGCUUUGCACACAAUGGAGCCAAUAAGAGGAUUCAACUGAUCGAUGAGUAUGGAUGUCCUGUGGACGACAAACUGAUUUCCCGCUUCCGAGGUAGCUGGUCUGAUGGAGGACUGUACGAAACGCAGGUCUACGCUUACAUGAAAACGUUCCGAUUCACCGGCUCUCCUGCGCUGUACAUCGAAUGCGAUGUCCGAAUGUGUCACGGCCGCUGCCCAAGUCAACCAUGCCACUGGAGAAACCUCAAAGGAAUAGCUAAGCGAGAUGUUCCACAAGAAAACAACUCAACUCUGUCAGACAACAUCAGUUUGUUCCAAGCUCUUCGAGUUCUGCAGGAGGAAGAUGACGAUGAAAAAAUCAAAAAGGAAGCUGCCACGGUUGCCAGACCCCAAGACGCAUCGGAGACAUGCAUGAAGACUUCCUUACUAUCCGCAAUGCUAGCGACCUGUUGUGUAGUUUUGUGCGUUCUGUCGGGCUCUCUUCUAGCAGCAUGUGCCAAACUGAGGUACCGUAAGAAAGACGAAGGCUUUUUUAACGCUUACGUAGGUCAUAAGGCUCAAUUGGAUUGAAAGAAAUACAUUGGACCUGAACAAAACAUACAGUCUUACCUGAGAAUCGUCUAAAAUUACAAGAAAUGAUAAGAAUUCAGCUAUAGAAAACAUAUUGAACUCGUCAGGCAAUAUUGUGUUAGUAAAUUGGGAAUCAUUUAAUAUUCAAUUCAAGGCAUCGUUCAACCUAAAUUGCUGAGCAUCCAUUCUAAAAUCCACUGUGAUUUUUGUCACUACAAACUACAUGAAGUAUUACAAUAGAUACCAUACAAACCCGUCAAUAAUGGAUUUCCAGUUCAGUUUAUCAACAGAUAAAACUUAUCAGAUAAUUUUCAGUAGAUCUUAGGUAUAACAAAGAUAAGGGAAAAGAUAUUACAAAUCUAUUUUUAAAACUAGGAAAAGAAAGAUAGUCAAGUGACUGUGGGCCUACGUGACUGGUCUUCGCUUGGGCCCCACUUUCUUGACACAGUCUUCAACGAAUGGUCUGAUAUGAAAAUUUUCAAAGAUUUUCUUAAGUUUAAAUCUCGAAUGCAAUGAAACGUAUGCGAUAUAUCUUAGCAGCUAGUUGAUAAAAAACGAAAGUACUUUUCCUACUUUGAAAUGUUGAUAUUUUAAAGCAGGAAGAGUUUCAAAGACACACUUACACUAGGGAUCUUUUGAGAAUUAAUUUCUUUCUAAUAACAUGUAAAUAUAAUUUUGGAGCUUCUGUGUAUUUCAAAUUUAUUUUCGUUAAUGGUGCUUUUUUAAAACACACUUUCUUAACUAUUAAAAAAAGACAUAUUAGUUCUUUUACACUUAAAUAUCUUUAAGUUAGUUUCAUCGUUAAGUGUAAAUAUACUCGUAACAAAUUUCAU
Aedes albopictus (Asian tiger mosquito) is the source of this 3858-nucleotide messenger RNA. RefSeq lists its product as uncharacterized. The transcript is spliced from 12 exons. Bases 1391 to 3025 code for a protein of 544 amino acids. Lineage: Eukaryota; Metazoa; Arthropoda; Insecta; Diptera; Culicidae. The record is from RefSeq and is a predicted model, not a curated record.